Messenger RNA from Daphnia pulicaria, 2745 nucleotides. Its product is annotated as periostin-like. The transcript has 14 exons. Gene Ontology annotation, molecular function: cell adhesion molecule binding. The record is from RefSeq and is a predicted model, not a curated record. Gene Ontology annotation, cellular component: extracellular matrix. NCBI's taxonomy places the organism in Eukaryota, Metazoa, Arthropoda, Branchiopoda, Diplostraca, Daphniidae. Gene Ontology annotation, biological process: cell adhesion; extracellular matrix organization. Bases 252 to 2225 code for a protein of 657 amino acids.
GAAGAGCACCUCGCCAGUCGAAGCUGUGGCGUCAGUUCAGCUGCUGCAUGAUCAGCAUUGUUGGAUCUCGUCGGCAUCUGAAGAGAAAACGAACCAGCCCGUUUUGUUUGUUUUUUUGCGUCUCGUUCGACUUGUUUAUUUUGGAAAGAAGAUAAGCCGAGCUUCGCGCUUCGUCGUGACGUGAAAAGUUAGUACUCACAGUGGAUCAGCUACAACUUGGAACGAAAAUAACAGCGAAAAACAAUUGAACGAUGAAAGCCAUCUCCCUGUUGAUUGUCGUCCUGCUCUGCUGCGCUUCCUGGUUCACGGUGGAUGCUGCCAACAAGUCCAAGUUGCCUUCGUGGCACAUCCGAUUCGCACGCCAGCAAGGACCCAACGCCUGCGUGGUGGAAGAAGUGCCUGGAAGCAAAUGGAAAAUCUGGACAGAGUGUAAAUACUAUCUGCCCCGCAAGAUCUGUGGCCAGAAAACGGUACUUCGUUUCGAGUGCUGUGAAGGCUUCCAUCGCGUACCGGGUCAAGAAGGAUGCGCAGGAGUGAAGCCACUGAAGAACAUUUUGGAAACGGCACGCGAGCUGGGAGCCACGGAUUUCGUUCAAUACGUCGAAGAAUCCGGUCUGCAGAAAGAAUGGGCCCGCGAAGGAGCAUUUACGUUGUUCGCUCCGACCAACGAAGCCUUCGCCAACAUACCGCGUGAAUUGCGCGCCCGUGUCGACUCCUUCCGCGGCAACAUCGAAAAUCCGAUCCUUCGUUACCACGUCUCCGAUCGCAAAGUGACGUCUGAUACCUUCCAGGCCGAUCAGACCAUACCGACACUCUACAACGGCAAUCGCUUGCGUAUCAACAAAUAUUCCAGCGGCAUGUUGACCGUCAACUGCCGCACGAUAGUGCGAAAGGAUCAAGAAGCCACCAACGGUGUUGUCCACAUCAUCGACAGUCUGCUAGACCCUGGUGCAGUCCUCAGUCGAGACGUUUCGGAGAUUGUUACAUCGGACGGCCGAUUCUCGGUUCUGGCCAAAGCCAUGGAAGAAUCAGCUUUCUUCAAUAAACUGCGGUCCGCCGGAAAUGCAGCCAUCACCAUUCUGGCACCCUCGGAUGAGGCCUUCCAAAAAAUUCCGGCUUCCCGUCUCGAUGCCAUCAUGAAGGAUAAGGAAGCUCGAUUGGCUUUGUUGCAGAACCACGUACUGGUGCACCCGUUAUGCACAACGGCCAUCAUCGACGAUCACAGCAUGCGGACGUUCGCCGGUAAUCGACUGCGCUUGGAAUGCGACUCGCAGGGCGUCAGCGUCGAAGGGUCUCGUAUGCGCAAUGAUUUCGUUCUCGGUUCCAACGGUUUAGUUCACAUGAUCGACGAUGUCCUCCUACCCAACCGAGCUAAAAAUCUUCUUGAGCUGGCCGAGUCGCAAAGACUCACUACCUUCAUGGAACUGGUCAAAAUUGGUGGAGUGGAAGAGGCAUUUUCGAAAUUCGGUGCCUACACCAUCUUCAUCCCUUCCGAAGCAGCUUUCUACUCUCUGCCGGAUGCAGUUCUACAAGAUAUGCGUUCAAGUCAGGAAAAAGCUCAAGCGGCCAUCCUCUACCACGCCACCCAGGGCAGGGUUCUCACCAACAAAAUCAAGGAUAGCGAGAUCGUCAUGUCCCUCGACGAAGAGAAUCCUCUCCGUUUGAGCGUCUACCGCAAAGCCAUCGGAGUCGAAUGCGCUGUCAUCGAGAAGGCCGACAUGGAAGGCCAGAACGGCGUCAUUCACAUCAUCAACCGCGUCAUGAUUCCGGCCAACAUUUCGGCUGGCGAUUUACUGCGACGCGAAGGAAAUUUUAAGACGUUCCUCCAAGCGAUGGAAUUGGUGAUGACGGGCAGCGACGCUCUUGAUUUCGCUUCGGGUGGCAUAUCGGCCACAUUCUUCGUGCCCACCGAUGCCGCUUUCGAGGAAUUAGGAACGGCGGCGGUUGCAAAUGCCAUGAAGAAUCGCUCUUUAUUGAAAACGAUUGUAGCCAAUCACGUCGUCCCGGGCCUCUUCAACUCCGACUCCUUCAGACCGCAUCUGAUCUACAAGUUGCCAUCGAUGUUUGGCACACUAGCAGUUCAACGGAUUGAGACAGUCCUCAAAGUGAAGGAAGCCACGGUCAUCAAAACGGAUUUGAUGAACACGAACGGUGUCAUCCACGUUAUCGACAAAGUCUUGAUGCCAGAAAUCGACGAGGAGGAGGCCGAACCUCUCGUCCAGUAGAAGGAGACAGAGCUCACUCUAAUAAAAAAAAACGCGCAUUUAUUCUUCCUUUUUUAAAAUUUUUUUGCUCGUUUUCAAUUCAAUUCGAAUUUGUAGCGCGUUUGAAUUUCUCCUUCUUUCCCGCGCUUUUUUUCGUUCAUCUCCCUCCUCCUUUAUUAUCUCUCAGAUCCACCAGAAGUAUACCUUUUGUUUUCUGUAUACUCUUGUUCAGCGGUGGAAAGCAUUUAUACCCUCCUACAGGACGCUUAAACAUAUAGCCUUUUAUCUUAUUUGACCACUUUCCCCCUCUCACUCACUCAACCACUUGUGUGCCUUCAUAAUAACUUUUUUUUUUGUUUUAAUUUUGAGUUUUUUCAGUUGUUCUGCUAUUUGGAUUUGUGGAGCCGGCAUGACACACCAUAUACGAAAGCCAAUAAUGUCUUAUGUAAAACCAGAUUCAAUACUUUUAUCAAGGGAAUGGCUUGAAAAAUGCAACAUAGCUAAUCCAGUACAUCACACUGCUGUCACCAGUGUUAUUCAA